Messenger RNA from Melospiza melodia melodia, 8559 nucleotides. It is a transcript of the gene CMTM4, whose product is annotated as CKLF like MARVEL transmembrane domain containing 4. Bases 24 to 656 code for a protein of 210 amino acids. Lineage: Eukaryota; Metazoa; Chordata; Aves; Passeriformes; Passerellidae. Gene Ontology annotation, cellular component: membrane. The transcript has 4 exons. The record is from RefSeq and is a predicted model, not a curated record.
GCGGCACCGGCAGCACCGGCACCAUGAGGAACGGCGAUGACCUGGAAGGCUUCGACGGCGAGGCGUCCAGCGCCUCCAUGAUCUCGGCGGCCAGCAGCCCCUACCAGCCCACCACGGAGCCCGUCAGCCAGCGCCGCGGGCUGGGCGGCCUGCGCUGCGACCUGGACUACCUGCGGGGCACCUUGGGCAGGCUGAAGCUGGCCGAGGUGCUUUUGGCGCUGACGGCGUUCAUCUGCAUAGAGACCAUCAUGGAAUGCUCCCCCUGCGAGGGCCUUUAUUUCUUUGAGUUCGUCAGCUGCAGCGCUCUCGUGGUCACCGGCGCUCUCCUGAUUUUGUUCAGUCUCAGCCUCCACACAAGAAUACCCCAGAUCAACUGGAAUCUCACUGAUCUGGUCAACACUGGACUCAGCACUUUCUUCUUUUUCAUUGCCUCUGUAGUACUGGCUGCUUUAAACCAUAAAAGUGGAGCAGAAAUUGCUGCUGUGGUGUUCGGGUUCCUGGCCACGCUGGUGUUCGCGGUGAACGCGGCCGUGGCGGUGCAGCGCUGGCGGCUGGGCCGGCGGCAGCAGAGCCGCCAGAGCAGCGAGUACGUGCGCGCCCGCAGCGAGUCCCGCGAGGUGGUGCACCGGCCCGAGAUCCAGCGCCUGGACGCCUGAGGGCCGCCCAAGGGAAAAACAGCGCCCAGCUCCCUCACGGAACAAGGCUUUGGCUUUAUUUAAGCAGGAAAAGGUGCAUCGAGGCUGGCGAGGAUGCCCAGCCCUGCACGCGUGCAGAGAUGUGUUGAGCCAGAAGCUGCUGUCGUGGAGGCAGAAAACGGUGGUGGUUCCAAAGGAAGAUCCCCUCAAGGCCUCCGCAUAGACAUGGGCAUAUGUUAUAUAGCUCCCAGAAUAUAUAAUGUAUGUCUGUUCUGAAGUGUGUCACUGCUUUGGAUUACCUGCACAGAGUUCCCUUCUCUCUCUGGAGAUGCCCUGUUCCUGCAGCCGCCCCGGGGACAGAGCAGCCCUGCCCGGCUGCUGAGGGAGGAGAUGGAGCCCCCAACGUGCCAAGGAGCCAGGGGCACUCAGCAAUAACUCAGCCAGCGGGGCCCGUCCGUCCCAGACUGUGUCUGUCUGUCUGUCUGUCCUCCUGCCCCGAGCUCUGCCCAGCUGCCUGCCUGCGGGAAGCCGUGCCGGAGCUCUGCUGGUGCUGGGCCCUGCCCGAGCCUGGGGGCACCGAGGGCACGGAGGGGCUGCCUGCUCCUCUCGGGACACAUUCCAGUGCUCAUUCCAAAGUGGGAAAAUAAAUGUGUUUAGGAGAUGGGGUGCACAAAAGGGGCUUAAGGGGCACAGUAGCGAACGAAGGGGUUGUCAUCCUACAGACUUACAUUCCAGCUGUGGCUUUCUUUUUCUUUUUUUUUCCCCCUUUUUUCUUUUUUUUUUUUAAGGUUCAGCAUUUCCAGAAGUUUUUGCUAGAACUUGCUUUCCCUCUAAGCCCAGGGUAAGCAAGAACUAGCAAAAAUGUAUGUGCUUUUAAAGUGUUCCUAAGGUUGCAAUGUUGUGAUUCAUGUAAGGUAAAUACUUCUUUUUGGAAGGAUGGUCGUUCUGAAAUUAAAACUUAAUUGGUGGUAAGUGAACCUGAUUUUUAUUUAACUGGGUGUUUCUGCAGAUUUUUUCCCCUUAGGAUUCUUUGAAAAAUGAAUUUAGCUAAUUGGAAAAUAAUAUGAUUGUAUUGAUUUGUUUAGAAAUAGUUUUACUUAGCUGAAGUUUUCUUUUUUAAGUUUUCCUUGUACUUCCAGUGAAUGAAUUACAUUUUCUCUACUCAGAACUCAAAUUCAGCAGUAAUUGGCUAGAUAAUGUCACAAUAUUAUUAGGAAGGUGUCUCUUGAUAUUUUCCUGUUUCUUUGGUGUUUUCAUCUCUUCAGUGCAUUAUUUGGCAUUUGUGUGCCUGAGUGAAGACAGUGUGUGUGGGAGGAGAUCUCUAGAACUAAACUCCUUUGUGGUGUGAGGAAAAUGGAAAUCUGUGCAAUUGUUGGGAUGGUUUGCCAUGUGUGUCCUGCUGGAGCUGCACUGCUCAGGUGAGUGCAGCCCCUGGAGCCUUAAGGACAAUGGGCAGUGUGCUGGGUGAGGUAUUUACCAUGAAAACCAAGUCACACCAAGCAGGAGAUCAGGAGAAGUGCCUGGGCUUUUAUAGUACUGGAGGGAGCUGGGGUAGUGGAAGUGUGAACCUAAUGCUGCAAUGUUCAAAUUGAGCAGCAGAGAAUUAUUUUGAUGAGUGAAAAGGUGACAAAGGUGAUGCCUUUCCAUUUUCAGUGUAUUGACAUCUAUAGUGCAUUUCACCUCAGUGGCUGAGAAGAAGAUUAAAAUUCAGAGUUACUGAUGAGGUUAAGGAAAAUUUGCAUUUUCUUAGUGAUUGAUGGUUUACCAGUUCCUACAGUAACACUUUAUUGUGCUUUACUGGAUGCUAUGCCAAAGGGAGCACCAGUUUAAGAGGAGAUGGAACCAGCUCUUGGUGCUGGGUCAGAGCAGACAUUCCACAGAGGGUUUCCUCACCUGGGUGCAUUUCCUGAGCAGCACAUGGCAGUUCCAUGGCCACUGUGGUAGGAAAUAACAAUUUGUUAUUGCCAGAGCUGCUGUGGCAGCUCUGCUGUUUGCCAGCACUGGCAGAGUUUGCAAUGUCAAUUAUUAAAAGACUUUUUAAAAGUAGCACAGGCAUAGCCAGUCAGGAAUUUUAAACUGCCAUCAAAGCAGUUUGGAUAAAGAUUGUAAAGAACCCCAAGCAAACCCAAACCAGACAAAACAAAAAACCAAACCCAAACAUCCCACACCAAAAUCAAGCCGAACCCACCUACUGAAAUAGAAAACAGAGUUCUCCAAAAGAUCCGUGCUGUUGGAGUGGAGCUGCCAUCUGCAAUCAGGGAGCAGGAUGGUGUCCCCAGGGCUUUGUCAGGAGUUGUCCCGUCACUGGCCAGGGCUGGAGGAGCAUUCCCAGACCCUCUCUGUGCUCCCUGAGCUCCCUGAGCCUGGGGCAGAGCUCUGGGAGCCUCUCUGGGUUUACGAAUUUGCACCUUUCAAACCCUGCACCUGUCCUGGCCUAGGAGAAGGGUACCUGGGGUUUGCUGUGCAGUGAGGCCCCAGCCCCUGGAGCUGCAGGGACAGGAGCAGAGUGGGGCAGUCACAGGAGGGGUGAGAUUCCUGCAGCUGGGAGUGCCAGGAUUCAUUACUCACAUCGUGCCCUGAGCCUAGCACAGCUCUCAGGUGGAAUCCAAAAGAGAACAGUGAUUUAAAAAACACUAUCUGAUCCACUUUGUGAAACAAAAGCAAAUGUAAAUGUGUAAUUUCCUUGUUUUUGGGACCAAAGAUGAUUUUAGUAUUGUAUAGUAUAUUCUUUCUAAAAAAUCUUAAGCACUUACUGCUCUGCAGAGACAUUAUUUACUAUUUGGAUUAUAUAGAAGGGAAGUAAAGUAGCUGUGAGAGACGACUACAUUUGAAAUAUUAAGAUCAUUUGAUGUAUCCAUUUCCCCUGAGUUAAUUUUACACAGUGUAUUGGAGAGGUACUUCUUAAAGACUGUUACUUAAACUGCAGUCACACAAAAAACCCUUAAGGAAGAGAAGAGGGUAGAAAGUUUAAUUUUUUUUUAAACUUGCUUAGAGAAGUGACAUUAAAUUGCUUCUCUCAGCCAGUUAGUCUUGCUUGUAAUUGCUAGCACACAGGGAUAAUUUCUUUUUGUCCUUAAGGGUGCUGUUUAGCUCCAUAAAGGGACUCAAACCCCACUGUAAAUAGAACUAAAUGAAAGCAAACAGUUGAGGUUGGUAGGAACAGGAUGCUUGGAACAGUGAGGGUUUGGAUGGGUGCCCUUUGGUCAGAGAGCGUUUGUGUGUAUUUCUGGGUGUAGAAAUGACUGAAUUGUGCCCCUGUGCAGACAUCCCAGUGUGUGUUGCACAGUGAGCUCUGCCUGGAGCUGCUGUCAGUGCUGCAGGAGCCUCUUUGCCCUCCUGCUCAGCUGGGCUUGGUGCCACGUCCUUGAGCUGUGCAAGCAGCCCCAGCAGGAGCUCCUGAAGCCACAGGGGAACUCACUCACGUGUCUGAGUAAAGCCAAUCCCUUCUUCCUUUCCCCCUUUUCAUUUGGAAUAUUCGUGCCUCAUGGAUCAAAUGCUUUAAUAUUUAAUUCUUGCUAAGCCUCUGUUGGUCUGUGCAGUGCCAGGAAGAUCAGAAUGUGUCCAGUAUCCCUUGGUGUCAGCUGUGGUGCUCUUCCCUUUCCUGCUGGCUUGGUGUUCUUUCUGUGGUCUGUGGAAUGCUGGGGCUGCUCUGAAAUUCCUGGAGUGACCUCCCUGUGCCUUCUGAGACAGGCUGUGGCCCCAGGGAGCUGAGACUGCAGCGUGUGCUGCUCACUCCUUCAGGAGCACAGCAUCAGCACAGCUCUGUGCCUUGGCAGCAGCUCCUCAUCCUUCACUUUAGGGUGUCUUUCCAUGGGAUAAAGGAGCAGUGUGCUGCUCUUUCCUUGGCUUUGUCACUGUUGUGACAAACACUUGCCAGGGUUUGUUGGUCACUCUGGUCUCAUGGCACGCUCUGGCAUUGUUUCAGCUCUCUGGAUUCCAUUGCUGCUUCCAGAAAGGGGAGGGAAAGGUUCCCACUCCUCCCUGGGUAGCAGUUUAUGCUCCCCCUGUGGAUUUCUGUCCAUGUGCUGAUUUCCCCUCCCACCAGGGCAGAGCCAGAGGUUCAUGGAGUGCUGUGCACACAGCAGAGAGAGGAUCUGCUGCCCUGGACUGUUCUGCCUCAGUUAAACACCAGCUUUUCAUGAGCUUUAAGGUCCCUAAAUGAAUUUGGUCACCUCUCCACGCUUUUUGGGAUGUGCAGGCACAGCAAAUUCUUACCCAAUCUGUGGCUUGAUUAAUGCAGUUCUUUCUUCCUCCCUCUUCCUUAGGCCUCUUUCUGUAUCUGCUAUUUUCUUGUCUCAUGUCAUGUUGUAAUAAUUUCUACUUGUUUUCUUUCACGAGAGAAAAAAAAAAAACAAAACUGACCAAAAAUCUAAAAUAAGCAAGAAUAAUUUAGGGCAUAAUUAAAAAAAUGAAACCCAACUUAAUAGCAGUUCAGAUAGUGUAGGAAGUAAUAUUGUUUCUCCUACUCAGCUGGGAUGCUGAUCAGCUUGGAGGAGGAGGAAGAACAGAACUGUCCUGGAAGCUCUGGAGCCAGAACUCUUCAGUGGCAGUGAGGAUAAUGAAAAGUCUGAUAAGAGGUUGGAGAUGUGAGAAGGACCCUUGGCAAUCCAGAGCUCUCACAGUGAACAUGAACAGUCAGAGCCCCCAGUUCAUUCAGCCAUGGGCAUCUCAGGGGGCUGGGAAGGGCUGGGAUUGCCCAGGCUCAGCUUCCAGAGGGGAUCCAGGGGCACCUCUGGAAAUCAGGCUUGUGCUGUUUGUAGCAUGAAAUUAAGGAUUGUUCACUGGCUGGAGGGCCAGCAAAGCUCAGAAUCACUGUGCAGGUACAGGUGUCCUGUGUGUGAGUUUUAAUGGCAACAAAAGCAUUUUAAGCUUGAUCCUAAAGUCAGUACAAAAAUGCAUGGAACUUUGUAGAAAUUAUACUUUGCAAAAAUUAUGCCCUAUUGCUCUCUUUAUUUUGACAGAGGGAUUGGUUAAAAUGAAUUUAUACACAUACUCAGGAAAUCUCUGAAUGACAUUUUAGAGGGUUUUCCUGGUAUAUUAUUUUUAUUUUCCCUGUCAGCCACUUGGCCACCUUGAUAGAUCUGCUUGACCUACUCAGAGUGGUGCUGUCCAACCUGAAAGGGUUCCCUUGUUUUGGUCUUUUUUUUUUUUUUUUUUUUGGUUGUAUUUUAAAAUUCUGUCUAUAAUUUAACCAUUUGUAUGCUAAAAAUAAUCUUAAAAAAAUCUACUUACACUGUGAUUUUUGGUAGCCUUUAAUUUAGAGUAUACAACACAAUCUAAUUUUCUUUUGGGAUAUGCAGCUUUCAGAAGUGUUCUUAUAUAUGCCCAGAAAUGAAAGUUGUCUAUUUAUCAUAGGAAUGUGAUUAGAUAAAGUAACCUAUCCGGAAUCCCAGUGCAGCUCUUUCAUAUGUGCUGGAUGGACUAGUUAGUGAAUUUGCCUUUUAAUCUCUAUGGGUUAAUAAAUAUUUUUUUAUAACUAGCCACAGAUAUUCCCUUUUAAAUUAUACUUGGCAAACAGAAGAUAUUUAAUUUUAUAUACAAUAUACAUAGUUACCUUGAUUGACAUAUUUAUAACAUAGAGCUUUGUGUUUACUAUGAAGGUUUUAUCUGUAUCCCAUGGACCUCAUGGGUGAAACUUUAAAAAGUCGGUUAGCAUUUAUGGAAGGUUGUGGGAACUUUCUUCAUGGCUUCACGAUGAGGACAGAGGAGCAUUUAAAAGGCAAUAGCCAGAUUGUUUUACAGAGUAUCUUAUUUUUUGAUUGGGGCUGGUCCCUGCAGCUAUUUUAAUAACAUCUGGAUGUGAGUAACAGAAUGGAAUAUGAGCAUCUGCCUCUUCUGACUGUCACAGGCUAUUGUCUAGAGCACAGGAAAUUUCAGGGUAUUGUAUUGUUUUGCUUCAGACAAAUGUCUCAAUAGACCUAUUUAAUUAAAACCUUCAUGUGUCUGAAAGAAAACAUCCUCCCUUAACUAGGCUGAUUUAUCACUUUUGGUACCCCUUUAAUCCCAAAAGUUGUGUUGUCUAAUAUUUUAAGUGAUGUUCCAGCUAUCCUGAUGUCUGCAGGUUAAAGUGGUCCUGGCUAGCACCCUUUUGUUACAACAAUUGCUACCUUCAUUUUUCUACUGUUUCUACUUUAAUCUUGAAUGUUUACCAGUUUCUAUUGUUGGAUCUUGUGGAGGGAGAGUCUCUUAGCACUACAGCUCAUCCAGCUUUAACUCAUACAUCACAGUCCUGGAGUAAGAAAAUAUUUUGAAAUAUAUAUUGUGGCCAAUUUAUUGCAUUUUAAAAUGACUUCUAUACUUAAGACACAACAUUUAUGACAUAAUAGGACGAAUGACUUAGCUAAUCAUUGUAUCUGUCUAGACUUACUCUCUUUUGUGUUAGUGUCAUUUUGAAACUAUUUGUAUAUGUUGAAGUUUGUAAGGGUUCAGGAACCCACAAUAAAAUAGUAAAGUAUGUAUUUAUUUCUCAUGAUAAUGCUCAAAUUUGAUUUGGAAGUUGACACUUUGUAUGUCUUUUCACAGAAUUGUAAACAAAUACCGAAAAACUGCUUCACCUAGGGUGCCUUCCAUGUGUGGUACUAACACUUGUCAUUCACAGGAAUAGAGAUGUAAAUUUAUGAAUCCAGCAAACACUAUUUUUGUAAUGUGAGUCACUGACACAGCUCUGGCCUCGCUGUGCUUUGUUCCCACCACCACCAGGUUUGUGGCUGCUGUGUCACUGCCUUCCCUCCACGUGCACUGGAUCUGGUCCCUGGGGAGCCACAGCUUGUGUCUCCUUUGCUCUGCCCCUGAGCACAGUCCUGGUGCUCCAGGUUCUGUUCCUUGGGCCUCGUGAGGGAUGCUCAGGGUGGGGUGUCUGUGUCCCCAGGGCUGACCCUGGCUCCUCUAGACCGACUGCAGCCCAAUCCAAACAUUCCAAAUUUAGCUCAUAAUUUAUAAUUUACAGCUUCUGAGGAGGGAGCAUCCAGGCCUGACCAAAAGACUUUAUCGCUCUGGGUUACAGGUGCUGUAUUGACAGGUUUGUAACUGCAAACAGCUCAGAGGAAUUACGGAAAUACCAGGUUAGAAUUCCAUUCAGGCUGAGCAAAGGGGAUGCAAUUUUCCUUUUUUCAUGAGCACAAGUGUGCUGUGCAAUACCCUUGGUACUCUGGAGUACAGAACCCUCGGUGCAUCUCAGAGUGGUGCCAGGGCAGCACCCAGCUGUGUCCUGCCCGGGCCUGCGGGGUUCCAGCAGGCAGCACGAUCCCCUGGAGCCAGCUCAGCCCUGGAGAGCUCCCAUUGUCCUGCAGGGCUGGGGCUGCAGCAGCUGCUCCAGCCGAGGCGUGCCUGCAGCUGGGAGCGCCUUCCUGCUGGCACAGCUGAGCUCCCUGCUGGCUCCCUGCAGCUGCCAGCCCUGCCUGGGACAGGAGUCCUGGGAGUGCCUGACCAAGCUCAAAGGCAGGUACUCCACAAACACAACCUCCUUGUGUAGCUUGUUUCUACACCAGUAACCAUGUCUCCGUUGUUCAGUUCUUUCUUUGGUGUCUGUGCUAAUCAAAAAACACAAGCUGAAGAAUUGUAAAGUCUUGCAAUACACAAAGCAGUCUUGGUUUUAAAAUCCAUGCUGUUGCAGCAUAAUUUAAAUGGUGUAUUUAUCAGUUUUAAAUGUCAUUUUGCUUUUCCAGUCUUUUGUAUAUGGGCACAAUACUUUUGUAAAUUUUUUUUUUAUUUAGUUGUCUUUCAUGUCUUUUCUUUCUGGUACUGGAAGAUUUGAGCUCUCUGGGUUUUCACGGUACUCUUCUGAUCAUUCUUCAUAGUGGUAAAAGUCUGUAUUUUUGUAUGUAGGAGAAAUGGAAGUUUUCUAACACUUAUCCCAAUCAAUAUAGUACGGAAUCAUUUGUGAAGGACUUCCUGUUUAAUAAAUGGACAUAUUAAAGUACUAAAA